This is a messenger RNA of Biomphalaria glabrata, 4539 nucleotides long. RefSeq lists its product as uncharacterized. The record is from RefSeq and is a predicted model, not a curated record. The transcript has 9 exons. NCBI's taxonomy places the organism in Eukaryota, Metazoa, Mollusca, Gastropoda, Planorbidae. The coding region runs from base 517 to 1449 and encodes 310 amino acids.
CUGAAUGGGGGUGUUGGGGGUGUACAGUCCUGCCCCUGAAAUCACAUGCGUGAAAACUUGUGGUGGCGCUACAACAAGAUGGCCUGAGGGCGAGGACACAAAAAAACACCUAAAAACUAAAGUAGUUAGUACAAUUAUGUGUCUAUUUACGACUGACUUAGGUUUAUAUGGAAUUUAAAAAGUUAAAAAAUCAUCAGGUUGUUAAAAAGUAACUAAAACUUUAUGCAUUUUUUUGGUGAUUAAAAAUAAAAAAAAAAAGAUCUUUAAAGAACACAGAUCUAAACAAAGAAGCCGAAUUACUGUUUAGAAAAAAAUGUGUUUUCUGUGCAUGUUAAUUCUGUGCGAGUUUAAGAAACUAGAGCAACGAAAAAUGGAAUAAAUUUGAAAAAGGACGAACAUCUAGAAUUUAAGAUUCAGUGAUCUGAUUUGAAGUCCUAUCUAUUCAGCCGAAUAUUUAAAAGUUGGGUUUAGGAUAAACUUUUCAUGAAUUAAUGAGUGACAGCAAGUUACAGAAUCAUGAAGUUGACAAUGAGACCAAAAGAAUUUCUUGGAAGACUUUACAGUGAAUCCAGUCUCAGGUUUCGCCUUCUGGCCCUAGUCCUUGGCAUGUUUUUGUUGACUCUGCUAGUAACCCGAUACCAGUCGUGGUGUGUUCGAUUCCCAGCACUUUUAUGGCUUCGAUAUGACAUAUGCAAAGCUUGGGAAGAUUUCAGCUUCACGCCAGACUUUGACCAAAGUCAUAGAUGGUGGCAAAUAGCUUGUCAGCUUGAAAGCGAUUGGGAAACUAUUGACUAUGAGUGUAAAGAUCUAAGACGGAUGGGCAACUGGCCAGUUUGUUUCGAUGAACCAUUUCGACCACCGGACAAGAACAAACCAUGUAUUGUCUACUCUUUUGGCAUUGCUUUUGACUUUCGAUUUGAUGACGCUAUGGCCAAAUUCAACUGUACUGUGUUCUCCUUUGACCCGAGCAUGCAAGUCAAAGACCAUCGACGGGGCGACAACGUUCACUUCCGGAAACUGGGUAUUGGCGCCAAAGACAAUGCUGAAUUUAAACCCAGACUCGAUGGCUACACGAAACCAGAAGAUCAUUGGAAUGUCAGGUCUCUGGGCUCUAUCAUGAAAAUGCUUGGACACACAGCCACAUCAAUCAGUCUACUCAAGUUGGACAUUGAAGGUAAUGAAUGGUCAGUCUUGACCAACCUUUUGGAUGAAGGAAUACUCGAGAAGUUGCCACAGGUUCUAAUUGAGUGGCAUAUCUUCAAUGACAGUCCUCCGCACGAGAUGUACCCGAAGAUGAGUGAAGAUUAUAUUCGGUUUCAAUCACUAGGAUUCCGAAAAUUCUGGAUGCGCAAUGAAGGCCGAAACCACUGGAUUCCAAAGAUGGUAACUCAAGCAGAAGUGGCCUACAUCAAUAGUAAAUAUAUCAGAACGCAGUCAUCCCUAAGGUGACACGUGACACACGGCCUGGUUUAAUGAGUCCAUCUGGUAACAUUGAGAGACAGUUACUGCAUUUAUUGUAUUCCUGAGCAGACAGGGAACUUGGCACGGAACAUUCAGAGCAAAGUGUCUGUUACCUAUGGAAUGCAAGGGCUAUAUAUAUAUAUAUAUAUAUAUAUAUAUAUAUAUACAUUGCCAUUGCUUAUUGAUGUUUACACUAACAGUUAAAAACAGUAAUCUGUCUUUUGUUUCCACUUUGUAUGGCUAAGAUCCCGUUUACGUUCUUUAAGCAAUAAAAUCAAUAAGAUAAAAAGAAGAGAAAGCACUAUGAAAAAAUAUGGUGGCGAUAUAAUGGAAAUUAAAGAAAAAUCUAAGAAAAUGAAGUAGCGUAAAAUUUCGAAAUAGACUAAGUUUAAGUAAAUGUUAUCAACGCCACGUUCAUUGUUGGCAAUUAAAGAAUAAAAUUAGUUUGUGGCAAGAGAAAUAACAUAAACAUUAAGGUGUUACGAAUGGACACUAAUUAGUAUAUUGUUUAGAAAAGAAAAAAUACUUAGUAUAUCAAUACUUCCGUUUUAUGAACAGCAAAUAAAGCAACAAAGCUAUUUAUAGAUGUACCUUCAUAUACUGACGUCUCCACGUGUAUCUAAGUCUUAGAACAUUGAACUGGUUGUUAGCAACAAAUAAUAGGCUGUCUGGGAUCAUAAAUGGGUUGUCUACAGAAAAAAGAUUGUCAUAGAUAGUGAAAGUAUUGUCCAAUAGAAAUGAGAUUUGUUGUCUGAAAUAAUUGUUGGCUUGCACGAAGUUGUAUGGGAUUGUCUAAAAUAGUGAAAAGACUGUCUGAAAUAGUGGAAAAGACUGUCUGAAAUAGUGGAAAAGACUGUCUGAAAUAGUGGAAAAGAAUGUCUGAAAUAGUGGAAAAGACUGUCUGAAAUAGUGGAAAAGAAUGUAUGAAAUAGUGGAAAAGACUGUCUGAAAUAGUGAAAAGACUGUCUGAAAUAGUGGAAAGACUGUCUGAAAUAGUGGAAAAGAAUGUCUGAAAUAGUGAAAAGACUGUCUGAAAUAGUGGAAAAGACUGUCUGAAAUAGUGGAAAAGACUGUCUGAAAUAGUUGAAAAGACUAUCUGAAAUAGUGAAAAGACUGUCUGAAAUAGUGGAAAAGACUGUCUGAAAUAGUGAAAAGACUGUCUGAAAUAGUGGAAAAGACUGUCUGAAAUAGUGAAAAGACUGUCUGAAAUAGUGGAAAAGACUGUCUGAAAUAGUGGAAAAGACUGUCUGAAAUAGUGGAAAAGACUGCCUGAAAUAGUGGAAAGACUGUCUGAAAUAGUGAAAAGACUGUCUGAAAUAGUGAAAAGACUGUCUGAAAUAGUGGAAAGACUGUCUGAAAUAAUGAAAAGACUGUCUGAAAUAGUGGAAAAGACUGUCUGAAAUAGUGGAAAAGACUGUCUGAAAUAGUGGAAAAGACUGUCUGAAAUAGUGGAAAAGACUGUCUGAAAUAGUGGAAAAGACUGUCUGAAAUAGUGGAAAAGACUGUCUGAAAUAGUGAAAAGACUGUCUGAAAUAGUGGAAAAGACUGUCUGAAAUAGUGGAAAAGACUGUCUGAAAUAGUUGAAAAGACUAUCUGAAAUAGUGAAAAGACUGUCUGAAAUAGUGGAAAAGACUGUCUGAAAUAGUGGAAAAGACUGUCUGAAAUAGUGAAAAGACUGUCUGAAAUAGUGGAAAAGACUGUCUGAAAUAGUGAAAAGACUGUCUGAAAUAGUGGAAAAGACUGUCUGAAAUAGUGGAAAAGACUGUCUGAAAUAGUGGAAAAGACUGCCUGAAAUAGUGGAAAGACUGUCUGAAAUAGUGAAAAGACUGUCUGAAAUAGUGGAAAGACUGUCUGAAAUAAUGAAAAGACUGUCUGAAAUAGUGGAAAAGACUGUCUGAAAUAGUGGAAAAGACUGUCUGAAAUAGUGGAAAAGACUGUCUGAAAUAGUGGAAAAGACUGUCUGAAAUAGUGGAAAAGACUGUCUGAAAUAGUGGAAAAGACUGUCUGAAAUAGUGGAAAAGACUGUCUGAAAUAGUGGAAAAGACUGUCUGAAAUAGUGGAAAAGACUGUCUGAAAUAGUGGAAAAGACUGUCUGAAAUAGUGGAAAAGACUGUCUGAAAUAGUGGAAAAGACUGUCUGAAAUAGUGGAAAAGACUGUCUGAAAUAGUGGAAAAGACUGUCUUGAAAUAAAAGUUUAUUUCAUUUGUUAGAAUCUGUUGUUAAAAGUUCAAACCACAUAGAAAUACAGUUGUAGAACGGAAGAUAAAGUAAAAUGUAAACAAAAAAUCGACUCCACCAGACAUUGAGACUUCCUUUGUUUUUAUUGCCAUGUAAAUAGUCGUAUUUCAAUUGUUUUAUUGAUCUUUGAUUUUGUAAAGUCUAAUUGUUUACUAGUACUUGCUAGAGUUUAGUCGGAUUGUUUGGACUUGAUAGAGUUUAGCAAUUAUUUGCUUGGACUAGUUGAUUCAACUGUCGUAAGGCAUAUCAUUCGGUUAACAUUUAAAAAAAACACUUUCAAACCCUUACCUAAAGCAUCAGAAGAGAACUAUCGCAAUGUUAUUGUAGGUAAAAAAAAAUAUUUCAAAAUUGAUCUUUUCGAUUGUAUUUAGAAACUAGUAUCUUUCGGCUAAUUUCUCACGCGUGACAGGUCAAAGUUGAACGUUGUUUCUCAAAACCACUGAUAAGUCAUUACCAGAAUGAAGCACUGAGAAUAACAGAUCAAUCCUUGCAAAAAUUUGUUAGAAAUGAAUAAAAAAAAUUGACAAUAAUACCAAGAAUUACAUUUCUAAAUAAAAGAUUGUUUCCUUUUCUUGACCUGUGUGACGUCAUAGUAUGAGCCUUAAAAAAAAAAUAAAGAAAAAAAAUUGUAAUAAGACGACAUAAAGAUAACACAACUUUUUUCUUCAAGUUAUUGUCUCCCUUGACUUAACACUUUGUAAGUUAACAUACUGUUGUUACAGUUUUGUAUAUAUAUGUGUGUGUGUGUGUAUGCAUGCAUAGUCAAAGUAUAGAACGCAUAGGUUUAAUGUUUUUAAACACAUUGUAAUAUAACCAAUACAUUAUUUUUGUAGUAUUCAA